AUGACCGUAUCUGCCACUCGUCCGACGAGCUCCCCAAACUCCUACCGUGGGUUGAGAUGGGUCGAGGGAAGCUUUGGCCCUGAAGCCCAAUGGACCUAUGAGCCUGAAGUUAGCGCCAUAGAACGAACCAUUCAAUCGCUCCGCCCGUCAAAAACAACCCAAAUGAGGUUCCUCGCUGGGGGUGCCUUCAGCAAGAUUUACCAUAUCCAGCUCGAUGGCGAAAGGCUCAUCAUGCGCGUUUCUCUUCCUGUCAGCCCCGUACAUAAGACCAGAAGCGAAGUGGCUACAGUGGAUUGGAUUCGUCGAGUGACAGACAUUCCUACGCCCCGGAUCAUGUCUCACGACGCGACUCGCGAAAGCGAGAUUGGAUUCGAAUGGAUUCUUAUGACGGAAGUGCCUGGGAAGCCUCUCACCGAGUCAUGGCAAAGUAUGCCCAUGGUGGUAAAGUCGAAUUUGAUCAAGAAAUUCGCAGGCUUCUCUGCCUCCUUGUGGAGAAGUCGGUUAAAGGGAAUUGGGAACAUUUACCCACCGCCAGUAACAGUUGACUCAAGAACUUCUGCUACAAAACCCACAGCGAGUGACAGCCUGCUGAACGCCAUCCCAGAGAUAGGACAGAUUGUCUCUCUUGGAUUCCUUUGGGGAUCUCACGCCCGUCAAGAUGUGAACCGGGGUCCAUUUUCCUCCAGUCGAGACUGGGUGGAGGCUCGGCUUUUCUUAGCCAAGAAUGACUGCCAGGAAAUGCUGGCAAAGUUUCUCACUCGUGGUGACCUUGACAGCGAUGCUGAGGAUGGCAUCAAACAUACUACGGAGACGCUAGCGCUCAUCGAAAAACUGGAAAACAUUCUCCCGCGUCUUUUCCCCAGGGAGGAAGACGUCCCAGAGCCAAGCAUGAUCUUUCAUGAUGACCUCUCACGGCGUAAUAUCUUGGUGGACGAGAAAGGCGAGUUGAUGGGUGUGAUUAACUGGGAGUGCGUUUCGACACUACCAUUAUGGAAGGCCUGUUAUUUUCCUGCAUUUUUGCAUGGGCGUCCUCGAGAUAUCAAGCCCGAUAUUGAAAGUUACGAAAGAGGGAAUCCGCCUCCUGAUACGGCAUACUGGGAGCAUUUGCAUGAAUAUGAGGCAACCUUGCUAAGAAGCGUUUUCUUGGACGAGAUGAGAAGGUUGGAACCGAGAUGGGUGAAAAUCUUUGAUACGAGCCACCUUCGUCGAGACUUUGAUACUGCUGUGCAAUAUGUUGACAUUGGGAUUGUCCGCCCCAGAAUUGAGCAGUGGGUUGACAACGUCACUGCUGGUGAAACCCCCCAGAGCCUACGGGAUAGCAUAGGGUGUUAA
This is a messenger RNA of Penicillium olsonii, 1332 nucleotides long. The record is from the annotation of a GenBank genome assembly. NCBI's taxonomy places the organism in Eukaryota, Fungi, Ascomycota, Eurotiomycetes, Eurotiales, Aspergillaceae.